UCAUCUCAGUGAAGCCACAGAAGCUUGAACAUGUCUGGACGAGGAAAGACCGGCGGUAAAACCCGCGCUAAGGCCAAGACCCGCUCCUCCCGGGCCGGGCUGCAGUUCCCGGUGGGCCGCGUCCACAGGCUGCUCCGCAAGGGGAACUACGCGCACCGCGUGGGAGCCGGAGCUCCGGUGUACCUGGCCGCUGUGCUCGAGUACCUGACCGCUGAGAUCCUGGAGCUCGCCGGGAACGCGGCCCGCGACAACAAGAAGUCCCGCAUCAUCCCCCGCCACCUGCAGCUCGCCGUCCGCAACGACGAGGAGCUCAACAAGCUGCUGGGGGGGGUCACCAUCGCUCAGGGCGGGGUUCUGCCCAACAUCCAGGCGGUGCUGCUGCCCAAGAAGACCGAGAAGGCCGCCGGCAAGAAGUGAGCCGCGCCCCGGUCCUCACCACCACCCAACGGCUCUUUUAAGAGCCACUCACCGGCCCUGAAGAGCUGAUUGUCCCCCUUAGAAACACCAGUUUACCGCUGCAACACAAAGUACAGAUCCUGGAUCGUCCAGUUCAAACUGAGAAACUAACA
Hippoglossus stenolepis (Pacific halibut) is the source of this 569-nucleotide messenger RNA. Its product is annotated as histone H2A. Gene Ontology annotation, cellular component: nucleosome. Lineage: Eukaryota; Metazoa; Chordata; Actinopteri; Pleuronectiformes; Pleuronectidae. Gene Ontology annotation, molecular function: protein heterodimerization activity; structural constituent of chromatin; DNA binding. The transcript has a single exon. Bases 31 to 417 code for a protein of 128 amino acids. The record is from RefSeq and is a predicted model, not a curated record.